AUGGAUCCCUUGUUUUGUCCAUCAGAAGCUAACAACUUUCGGCGUUUCACCCCUGAGUCCUUGGCAGCAAUCAAGGAAAGAAUUGCUGAGAAAAAAAAGCAGCAAGCCAAAGUUAAACAGGAGAGUAAGGGGCAAGGAGCUGAAGAAGAUAAACUUACUCCUCAGCUUGAUCUGAAAACCUGCAAAAAACUGCCAUCUCUAUAUGGGGAUAUUCCUGUGGAGCUUAUUGGGGAACCCCUGGAAGAUUUUGAUCCAUACUACAAUGAUCACAAGACUUUUAUGGUGGUAAAUAAAGAGAGGACUAUUUUCCGGUUUACUGCCACACCUGCCUUGUGUAUAGUUGGUCCUUUUAAUCCAGUCAGAAAAGCAGCAAUUCAUAUUCUGAUCCAUUCGUUAUUUGUUAGCUUUAUUCAAUGUACUGUGGUCCUCAAUUGUGUUUCCAUGGCUGUGAAUAAGCUUCCAGAAGCACUCACCUGGACUGAAUAUCUUUUUACUGGCAUAUAUACUGGUGAACUAUUAGUAGCACUGUUAGCAAGAGGUCUUAUCUGGAAUGAAUUUACCUUUCUUCGAGAUCCAUGGAACUGCUUAGAUCUUUUCGUUAUGGUCAUAACAUAUAUUACUCUGUCUAAAGGCACGGGCAAGAUUUCAGCUCUUCGAACUUUCAGAGUACUGAGGACUUUGAAAGCUAUUUCAGUAAUACCAGGUCUGAAAGUCAUCGUAAAUUCACUUAUUGAAUCUGUUAGGAAACUUACUGAUGUGAUGAUCUUGACUGUUUUCUGCUUGAGUAUAUUUGCUCUAAUAGGCCUCCAGCUUUUUAUGGGCAAUUUAAAAUCCAAAUGUGUCCUCAGUAAUACUACAUACAAUGACGCAUUAUGUAAGGAAGCGAAGAUAUAUGUACCAAAUAGUGAAGAUAUCUGCGCCAGAAUGAAUAAUUCUCCUGAAAUACUGCUCUGUGGGUACAGUUCAGGUUCUCACAAUGAGUGCCCAGAAAACUAUAGCUGCGUGAGGUUUGGGAAGAAUCCUGACUUUGGUUAUACAAGUUUUGAUCAUUUUGGCUGGGCCUUCCUUUCUUUAUUCCGUCUGAUGACACAGGAUAACUGGGAGCGUCUCUACAGACAGACUAUCCGUACAUCUGGAAAGAACUACAUUUUAUUUUUUAUGGGGGUCAUCUUUUUGUGCUCAUUUUAUCUCUUCAAUCUGAUCUUGGCUGUAGUAACCAUGGCAUAUGAAGAGCAAAAUAGAGCUACUCUUGCUGAAACAGCAGCAAAGGAAAAAUUAAUUCAGGAUGCCAGACAAAUUCUAGAGAAAGAACAGAUGUUGGCUGCUGGAGAGAGUAAUGCGGCCAUGAAUGUCAGACCUGAAAUGUCAGUUGCUGACCUGAAAAGUUUGAAAGAAAAAGAGAAUGAGAAAAAAACCCCUAAUUUAAGUCAAAGCUUAAUUAUAGGUGAUCAUGGCAAAGAGGAUAUAUUUCAUUCACAGCCUGGUCACUGCCACAAGAAACUUUUCUAUCAGAAGCAGAUACUGCUGUCUUACGAAUUGUCAGUGGAUUCUAUUAGUGAUCCCUUUCGAAGACAGAGGUUGAUGAGUGCAGCCACUGUUAUUACAGAUAAUUUACAACUGCAAGAGUCAAAACUGAAAUGCCCUUCAUUAUGGAAACGUUCUGCUCAAAAGUAUCUAAUUUGGAAUUGUUGUCCAUUCUGGAGAGUACUGAAAGAGAAGGUGAAAUUGGUAAUUUUGGAUCCGUUUGUUGAUCUCUUAAUCAUGGUUUGCAUUGUUGUGAAUACCAUAUUCAUGGCUCUGGAGCACCCUGGCAUGCAUUCCAAUUACCAACACAUGAUUUACGUAAGUGACAAGGUCUUCACUCUGAUUUUUACAGCAGAAAUGAUCUUGAAAAUCAUUGCUCUAGAUCCUUACAACUAUUUUCAGCAAAAAUGGAAUAUUUUUGAUAGUGUAGUUGUUAUGAUUGGCCUAAUAAGCUUUCAAACAAAUCUGUCAUCUCUCAGGCUGCUUAGGAUCUUCAAAUUGGCAAAGUCCUGGCCAGCCUUAAAUACUCUUAUGAAAAUUAUUAUAAACUCAGUUGGUGCUCUGGGUAACCUCACUCUGGUUUUGAUUAUCACUGUAUUUAUUUUUGCUGUAGUAGGAAAGCAGGUUUUGGGCAAUUGUUAUGAGACUAAUUACAGUAAAAUAAGCACCAAUAAGAAUUUACGCUGGCAUAUGAAGGAUUUUUGUCAUUCUUUCCUGAUUAUAUUCCGAAUAUUAUGUGGAGAAUGGAUUGAAACCAUGUGGGAAUGUAUGGAAGUGGCUGGAAAAGGGCUGUGUCUUCCCAUUUUCUUGCUAGUCCUCGUGGUAGGAAACCUGGUGGUGCUCAACCUAUUCAUUGCCUUGCUGCUGAGUUCAUUCAGUACUGACUCCUCAGUGGGAGAAGAGGAAACCGGACAAAAGACUAAAUGUCAGAUUGCCAUUGCACGGAUUCAUAAGUGCCUGCAGUCUGUGAAAGACAGAAUUUGCGAUCAUUGUGGCAAAAUAAUGAAACGAAGCCCCAAAACAACAUCCAGAAAGAAGACUUUGGUGAAAAUUUCUACCAAAGACACAGAGGAAAAUAACUAUGCCAUGACAGAUGUCAGAAAGGAUAUAGACAACAAUUGCUUUGACAUUGGGUAUUACAAUACUGAAGAGAGUUCCUCAAUAACAAGGAAAUAUGAAGAAUUUUUAACUAGUCCUAGUACCUGUGUUCCCAUUGCAGUAGCAGAGACUUACGCCGAUGAAGGUGAUGAUGAAUACAGUGCAUGCACAGAAAUAAAAUACAGAAAACCGAAAUGUGAUUCUGGUAGCUAUUCUGAAGCCAGCACUGUGGAUCCAGAUGUUCUUCUGGAGAUAUUUUCCCAGCCUAAAAAGUCGCACUUACCUAAGGACUGUUUUGGAGAAAGCUGUGUUGAAUGUUGCCGGUGUUGUGUAGUGGAUAUCACUAAGUUUCCAGGCAGAACUUGGUGGAAUUUUAGAAAAACCUGCUACAGAAUUGUUAAACAUAGCUGGUUUGAAAAUUUUAUAAUUUUUAUGAUAAUAUUGAGCAGCGCAGCACUGGCAUUUGAAGAUAUUCACCUGCAGGGGAGAAAAAAUGUGAAAAUGGUCCUAGACUAUGCUGAUAAAGUAUUUACCUACAUCUUUUUUAUGGAGAUGCUUCUGAAAUGGGUAGCUUAUGGUUUGCACAGUUAUUUCACAAAUGUCUGGUGUUGGCUUGACUUCAUCAUUGUAUGUGUUGUUGUGAAUGCACUCUUGGGAGCUAUCCCCUCAAUCGUGAAUGUUUUGCUCGUCUGUGUUGUCUUCUGGCUGCUGUUUAACAUAGCAGGAGUAAAAUUGCUUGGAGAAAAAUUUUGGAAAUGUACACUUGAGAAAGGAAAUUUAAGUCUAAUUGAAAACAAAAGUGAUUGUAUUUUCUAUGGUGGAACAUGGACAAAUAGUGAUGUGAACUUUGAUCAUGUUGGGAUGGGGUACUUGGCUCUUCUCCAAGUGGCAACUUUUAAAGGUUGGAUGGAUAUUAUGUAUGCAGCAGUGGAUUCACGAGAGAUAAAUGAACAGCCAAAGUUUGAAGCAUUUUUAGCCAUGUAUAUGUAUUUUGUGAUUUUCAUUAUUUUUGGAUCUUUCUUCAUGCUGAACCUUUUCAUUGGAGUGGUUAUCAGCAAUUUUAACCAACAAAGGAAAAAGAUAAGUGGAAAAGAUCUAUUUUUGACUGAGGAACAGAAAAAGUACUAUAACGCCCUAAAAAAACUUGGAUCCAAGAAACCUCAGAAACCCAUCCCAAGACCAUUGAACGCGUUCCAAGGACUACUGUUUGAUAUAGUAUCACACAAAGCAUUUGACAUUACUGUUUUGGUUUUCAUCUGUCUAAAUAUGGUCGUUAUGAUGGCAGAAAACAGCCAGAACGGCAUCAAGGAUAUUCUUAAUAAAAUCAACUAUUUUUUUGUGGCAGUAUUUACUGGGGAAUGUGUCCUAAAAAUACUAGCCCUAAGACAUUACUUCUUCACCAGUGGCUGGAACGUAUUUGAUUUAGCCAUUGUGGUCGUUUCUCUAGUUAGUAUUGGACUUUCUGAAGGAUUUAAAGCUGUGUUCUCUCCUACACUUCUGAGAAUUUUUCGUUUGACACGAAUUGGCCGAAUCCUGAGAUUAAUUCGAAGAGCCAGAGGAAUUCGAACGCUUCUUUUUGCAUUACUGAUGUCUCUUCCUGCACUGUUCAACAUUGGUCUUUUGCUUUUUCUGGUUAUGUUCAUUUAUGCCAUUGUGGGCAUGACAAAUUUUGCCUGUGUUGGCUGGGAAGGGGGGAUUAAUAACCUUUUCAACUUUCAAACCUUUGACAGUAGCAUUCUCUGUCUUUUCCAAAUUACAACAUCAGCUGGCUGGGAUGGUCUUUUGCUCCCUAUGUUAAAAGGACCGGAUUCAUGUGCUCCCAACUUAAAUUUAACAGCUGAACAAAAACAAAAUUGCACAAGUAAGACAACUGGUAUUUUAUUUUUUGUAAGCUAUGUCAUUAUAUCAUUUCUCAUUGUUGUAAAUAUGUACAUAGCUGUCAUUUUAGAGAACUUUGGUGUUGCCACUGAAGAAAGCACAGAUCCUCUUUGCGAGGAUGACUUUGAUAUGUUUUAUGAGACCUGGGGAAAUUUUGAUCCUCAGGCAACACAGUUUAUUGAAUAUUCUGCUCUUUCAGACUUUGCAGAUGCUCUGGCAGAACCCUUACGUAUUCCAAAGCCUAAUAAAUUUGAGCUCAUAUCAAUGGACCUCCCUAUAGUUAGUGGAGAUAAGAUCCACUGCUUGGAUAUCUUGCUUGCUUUCACUAAAAGGGUCUUAGGAGAAUCUGUGGAUUUGGGUGGUCUUGAAUUACACAUGGAAGAAAGAUUUAUGGCUGCCAAUCAAACUAAAGUUUCUUACAAGCCAAUUACUACUACCCUUAAAAGAAAACAGGAGGAAAUGUCGGCUCUCGUUAUUCAAAGGGCUUUCAGGAGGUAUUUGAUACAGCGUUCCUUUUAA
Molecule: messenger RNA, 5019 nt
Organism: Opisthocomus hoazin
Lineage: Eukaryota; Metazoa; Chordata; Aves; Opisthocomiformes; Opisthocomidae
Source: RefSeq, a predicted model, not a curated record